ACAAAAGAGCGUUACACUAAAAAGGGUUGGACAAAAUGGCGGCCUUCAGGUGGUGGUUUGUGAAGUCUGAUUUGACACGUCCGUAGCUGCGUGACAUCAAGGCAAGUCAAGUUGUCACAAAAUGGUCAUGUGAGAACAAAAAGGAUGAUAUCUCGGUGAAUCAGAGAGACCUUUUAGAAUAGGACACACGUGGGUUCACCGCAAUUCCCCCUGGGCUGGAGCACUUUGUACUCCUCCAACACAUCCCCCCAGGAGGAUGGCAGUGGGACAGAAAUCAAGCACGGCAGAGACUUGUAUAUUCGCAGGAUCAAACGGGCACAAUGGAGCCAGGGAGGAUCCUGGUUUGAACGGUCUGGAUAAGAGUCACGUUGAGAAAUCCUCAGGAAUUGCCAGAGUAGCAACAGACAUGAAGCACAAAUGUGCUGCCUACGUCCUGGCCCUACGUCCAUGGAGUUUCAGUGCCUCCCUGACACCUGUGGCACUUGGCAGUGCACUGGCCUACAAGUCAGAGGGGACCGUGGACUUGGUGAUUCUGUUGGUUUGUGCCGUGGCUGUACUGGUGGUGCACGGGGCGGGAAACCUGGUGAACACUUACUACGAUUUCUCCAAGGGGAUUGACCACAAGAAGAGUGAUGACAGGACACUGGUGGAUCAGAUCCUGGAACCCCAGGAUGUCGUCAUGUUCGGAGCUGUGCUCUACUCCCUUGGGUGCUUGUGUGCGACUCUACUGUAUUACCUGUCCACACUGAAGCUGGAGCACCUUGCCCUCAUUUACUUUGGGGGGCUCUCCAGCUCGUUUCUUUAUACCGGAGGUAUCGGGCUGAAAUAUGUUGCCCUGGGCGACGUAGUAAUCCUGAUUACCUUCGGCCCCCUCGCGGUCAUGUUUGCCCACGCAGUGCAGGUAGGUCACCUCUCGAUGCUGCCCCUGGUUUACGCCGUCCCGCUGGCCCUGAACACGGAGGCCAUCCUGCACAGCAACAACACGCGAGAUAUGGACUCGGACAAGCAGGCGGGCAUCGUCACGCUGGCCAUCCUCAUCGGACCCACGCUGUCCUACGUGCUGUUCAACCUCCUGCUCUUCGUCCCGUAUGUCCUCUUCUGCAUUCUGGCCACGCGCUACACCAUCAGCAUGGCCCUGCCCCUGCUCACCCUGCCCAUGGCGUUCCCUCUGGAGAAGCAGUUUCGCAGCCAGUGCUACUCCAAAAUCCCCCAGAAAACCGCAAAACUCAACCUCCUGAUGGGACUCUUCUACGUCUUCGGGAUAAUACUGUCACCGCGAGGCAGCUUGCCGCGCCUGUGAAUUCAGCUUGUCAGUGGGGGUUUUUUUUGUCGUCAUUGUUCUAGUACAGCAGUGGUUCCCAACCCUGUUCCUGUAAAUUCGCAUUUCAAGCCUAAUUUUGCACACUUGAUUCUACUAAUUAGCAGCUCAGUGAAAUCUCUAAUGGUUCUUUUUUCUUUUCUUUUUUUUUUUUUCCCUCAAGGAAUUUUUAUUGACAUUUUCCAUCAAAACAAGAAACACAAUUAGAACAUCCCAAAAUCAGAUCAAAUGACAACAACACAAUAAUACAGGCUACACACACAAAAAAGUACGGAUACAGAGACACACAGUGCCAUAAAUCUCGAACUGUUGAAUGAGCUGUGUUUUAAGGUUGAAGUAAAAACCUACAAGUGGGUAGCUCUCCAGGUACAGAGUUGGGCACCACUGUACUGCAGUAGAUCAGAUUACAUGCAUCAGUAUAUUUAUUCAGAUUUAUUUGUGCAGCUUAAAAAUUUAAUUUAUUGUUUUGUUGAAAUUAUACAUCAGGAAAAAUGUAAGUCCUUAAUGGUGUUGAACCAAUUUUAUAGUUACGACAUUGUUAUAGCUUACGCCAUGUUUAUCAUUGUUUUAACAUUGCACCCACAAGAUGUAAUGUGGUGUCUGAAGUAUUAACAUAACCCUUUUUAGUGCUAGAUUAGCAGACUACUGGUCUUGAGGUUUUUUUUGUUUAACAAGGCAAUGUUCGGUGUUCUUUUAGGAAAGAUAUUAUGAAUCUUUAAACACACAAAUGACUAGUUGACAGGGUUAAAAAGCACCAAAAGGCACUGUCAGAAAAGGUACACUGGCACAUGCCAGAAUACUAUGUACAGGAGCAACAGAUUACAUGCCAGCAGUAUUCAGUGUCUGUUUGGGCUUAUCCCUUCAUCUAGAUACUGUUGUUGAACUGAAGAAAAAAAUUGGAGCAAUUAUUUUAAUUGAGCUAGGUAGGGGUCUUGUCUGCAUAUGACCUUAGCCUGUAAGGAAUCUAACUACACUUCAGUCUUGUACAAAUAGGGCUUGCCACAAGGGAAGCGACCAAUUUAGCUCAACUUUAGUUUAACUUCAUAAAUACCAGUCUGUGGGUCUUGUACUUUAUUUUGUAUAUCUUUUGCAUAAUUUACUCUGUUGCAUAUAAAGGGAGUGGUUCCAAUAAGAUCAAAUUUAAGACCUAAAAUAAUAUUCUUGUCAAAUCUAACGAUAGGGUAAUCACAUUUCGUCAGAGGUACAUCAGGUGAUAGUCACAUUUGAAUAAAGGUACUUCAGGUUGAAUGACUGUGACAAACAUUUUCUCAGCUGCACAUAAAGGGACUAUGAAACUGACAUUCCUUGGAACACUUGUGUACCUGUGAAAUUGUACAGUGCACAGGAAGCCAGAUUUGAUUUCAUAAUCACAUCGGUAACAGAUUUCAGUUACCUCUUUGCCUGGCUGUUUUGUGAUGCAGUAAUCGGUCUAAACAAAUAUUUGCAAGAUUUGAACAUUUUAAAUGGCCAUAUAAUUGUGUGUAGGCUAUUCGAUCCGUCAGCUUCUCUACAUGGCUCAUAUUUACAUCGUGAGCCAGAGUUGUAUUUUUCAAAAAAUGUAACUGUUUUUAUACUGAAUGUAACACUUGAAGUUUACUUUGUUCAGAUGUCUUUCAAGGAGAAUACUGAAAAAGUACAAAAUAAUACGCCAUUCUGUUUUCAUAAAUGCCAUCAGAGCUCUUGGUUUUCCCCCCAUUACACCAACUGAUCUGUCUGAACCCCCAAUCCCUCCCUAAAAUAAACUGUUAGUUGUCAAGUUUGUCCAGGAGGUCCUCCGUUAGCUGUGCUGAGAAACUGACUGGCCAGAGUGAUUCUGAUUCAGGUGCCAUAUAGUGCCUAUUGCUUCGCAUUAAUUUGUAGGAGGUGUAAUGCUUGUGUCGGCCAUUACUCAUGGGUGAAAGCUACUAGAUAUGACGAAACAUUUUCAGCUUUUUCGUUUGUGUUAGUUCACAACUGUGGCUCUCAAAUACAUUGUACAUUUGUUUUCAUCAUUUCAUAAACCAAUGUAAUUACAUGGUGAAAGUAGGAAAUAAACAUGCUUAAAUGACCAA
This is a messenger RNA of Conger conger (European conger), 3369 nucleotides long. RefSeq names its product UbiA prenyltransferase domain containing 1 (gene ubiad1). The transcript has 3 exons. NCBI's taxonomy places the organism in Eukaryota, Metazoa, Chordata, Actinopteri, Anguilliformes, Congridae. Bases 257 to 1300 code for a protein of 347 amino acids. The record is from RefSeq and is a predicted model, not a curated record. Gene Ontology annotation, biological process: menaquinone biosynthetic process; vitamin K biosynthetic process. Gene Ontology annotation, molecular function: prenyltransferase activity. Gene Ontology annotation, cellular component: Golgi membrane; endoplasmic reticulum.